GAAAAACGAAAAAAGGUCCAUACGAAACCUGAAAAGAAAAAACAGAGACAACCUUCCACAGUUCUCCUAUCGCUGCUUCAAAGUUGUAGCCGCCAUUUUUUUCUCUUCAAACAACCUUCAAACCUAGCGGACUAUAGAAAAAAAGCUGCUAAAACAAUGGGGAAAUUAGGGAAGAAAGCCAGGAAAUUCGCGAAGAAGCACUUACAAACUGUAAUGAAACAGAAAAGGAAGUUCAAGGCCAUUCACAAGAAGAAAAAUGCUCCAAGGGCUGGAAAAGAUGGUCCUGAAGAUCAAGCAGGAGAUACAAAAUCUACUGAAAGGACACCACUUGUUGAAAAUAUAGAGGAUGCUUCUCUUGAUAUUUUUUCAAGUGAAGACGAUUAUGACACGGUUGGAGAUGGUUCAGAUAGUGACGGAGUUCUUUCUGAGGAGUCAAGUUGCGUAUAUGCUGGUGAAAGUGAAAUGGAGCUUCAUUCUGAAGAUGUUGACCAGGGCAGUGAAUUAUCUAUUCAGAACCAAAAGAUUUAUUCAGAACUUCUGGCGAAAAAGAAAAGAUUGGAGGUUUUAAAGCGUAAGGAUCCUCGCUUUGAGACCUUCUUGCAAGAACACAUUAAUGGUCUUGAAUCACUUGACAACGAAGAUAUGUCCGAUGAAGAUGGGACAAGUAAUCACGAUCUUCUAUCUUUUACGGACAUUACUCCAAGUCCAAAUGCCGGCAAAUUGUUAAGUACCUCUACCGUCAAGAGCUGGUGUCAGAUAGUUAAAGAACAGCAAAAUUUGUCUGUUAUGCGUGGUCUUUUAAACGCCUAUCGGUCGGCAUGCCACUAUGGAGCUGAAUCUAAUGCAUCUGUCUCCUCUCCAGCAAUAAAAAACAAAGAGACCUUUUGCAGCAUUUUAUUGUUUAUGCUCUCUGAAGGUGAUAACAUAUUUCGGGGAUUAUUGGGUAUAUCCUCUGAUUGCAAGAAGCAGACCAUACUAGAGUUGAAGAGUUCAAAAUGGGAAAGUGUAAAGCCGAUGGUCAAGUCCUUUUUUACUAGUACUUUAUUCCUCUUAAAUCAGUUUACUGAUGCAGACAUAUUGGCUUACACCUUGAAUCGGCUGAGAGUUUCAUUGGUACUUUUCGCUGCAUUUCCAUCUUUACAGUGGAAGCUCACGGAGGUUGCUGUUCGCCUUUGGGCAACAGGUGGAGGGACUCUUUCGUCAUGCUCCUUUCUCGUCUUGCGUGACAUGUCUUCUACAUUUGGCAAUGAUUUCUAUGAUAAAUGCUUGAAGAAAACAUAUAAAGCCGUUAUUUCUCGCUGCAAAGCUGUGGACCCUUCUAGUAUAAAUCAUAUAGAAUACAUCAAAAACUCCUAUGUUGAGCUGUGCUGUAUAGAUUUGCAAAGAUCAGUUAAAGUGGCUUUGGCAUCUGCUCAGAAACUAGCUGCAAUCCUCCAGUUGGGCUUGCAGUCUAAGGAGGAAGCACUCAUGAAGAUAUGCAGUUGGGAGUAUGUUUUGUGCAUUGAUCUGUGGGUUAAGUAUGUUUCUAUCAAUAUUAAAGAAAAUGAUCUUCAUGGCCUACUAUUUCCACUCAUCCAAGUCAUAAAUGGAGUGGCUAAACUCUUUGCUGGCCAGAGAUAUCUGCCUUUGAGAGUUAAAUGUAUACAAUGGUUGAAUCAACUUUCCACCUCCAGUGAAAUCUUUAUCCCUGUCUCUUCAUUGGCAUUGGAUAUACUGGAAAGCAGUAAUGCUCAGGAAGUCGGAAAGCCUGUAAAAGAUGAUGUUAACUUAUCAACUACUUUGAAGUUGCCCAAAUAUUGGCCGAAGAAAUGGGAAUUUCAAGAGGAGUGCGUUUUAGCUGCCGUGGAGUUGCUUUGUGCGCAUUUUCUUCAGUGGAGUCACCACAUAUCUUUCCCUGAUCUCGCUACAGUUCCUGUCAUCCGCUUGAAGCAAUAUUAUGAGAAAUCUACUGUUGAAAGCCUGCGCCGACCAGUGAAGCGCCUAAUUGAUCAGGUGGAAAGAAACAUGGAUUUUGUCCAGAGAAAAAGAGACGAUGUUUCAUUUUCACCAGUAGACCAAGCGGCUGCAGAUUCAUUUCUUCAGGGUGUAAAGCGCGAUGACAAAUCCCCAUUUAUUCAGUACUACAAAAGUAUAACACAAAAUGCCGUGACUCGGAAACUCAGUACAAAUGGCAAGACAAGUGUGCCGAAUCAGAAAAAAGUAGAAGGAAAAAAGCGAAAGUCGCCACAGAAAUUGGAGGAUGCAAGUGCUGAUAGUGAGAAAAAAAUUGCAAAGAUCAGUGAAAAUCCGUCGACCGGAAGUCAGCAAGUUGUGAAGAGAAAGAAGCAGAGGACUUGAGCAUGUUGUAUCUUGUGAGAUUAGUUUGGUGCAACUGUGCAAGGAUACAAUCGAUGCCGCCGUUGAAAUUGUCUAUUUCCCCUCAGUUUUUCCAUGUUCAUGGAAUUUUGACUAGUAGGUUAGAGGUGCUUACUCAAAAUUGGAUGUGAUGAGCCUAACUUUUUUAGGAGGUUAUGAAAUUGACCUUAUAUUAGUGUCACACAAAAUUUUUGGUACUGAAACUUUUAUUAUACAUCAUUUGUAUUACAUUCUAUAUAUCUUUUUAAUAACUUGUUCCCAAUAUGUAAUUUCAUUAUAAGAAAAAAAUUUCCUAAA
Spinacia oleracea (spinach) is the source of this 2652-nucleotide messenger RNA. Its product is annotated as protein REBELOTE. The record is from RefSeq and is a predicted model, not a curated record. Bases 157 to 2337 code for a protein of 726 amino acids. The transcript is spliced from 14 exons. Gene Ontology annotation, cellular component: nucleoplasm; Noc2p-Noc3p complex; Noc1p-Noc2p complex. NCBI's taxonomy places the organism in Eukaryota, Viridiplantae, Streptophyta, Magnoliopsida, Caryophyllales, Amaranthaceae. Gene Ontology annotation, biological process: ribosomal large subunit biogenesis.